AUGUCGCAAUGGCACCACAAAUGUCUCAAUUUGGCAAAUACCCAUCGAGCCUUCUGUGUACGUUUCGACGCUUCAUCUGUGAUGUGUCCGCCAGCGCAUGAACCCCUCUCGCUGUCCACUCUCGGGCUCAACGUGAUCCGAGCCUCUAGGCAAGUAAAUCCAACGGCUCAUUUCAACGGUCAAAGAGUACCGGGUGGAUGUACUGAAGGUUCACGAAAUCAUUUGCUCAAAUCCUCCAUAUCCCCAUCCGGGCUGUCCACCGGUCCACUAGCUGGGGUAAUGAACGAGUCCGAUGAGAUGAAGCAAUCGUUCGAUUUGGCCUGCCUUGCAUGCGGCCUGAAAGCGCUCAGUGUGCUCUGUCCCUAUCGCAUGGCUCAUCUGUUCUGCUCACAUUUGCACACCUCGGCCAGUUUGAACACCGUAUUUCUGGUCGAGCUGCAUGGGAAAUUCGUCACUUCAUUGCACGAGUUGGAAGCGGCCAAUCAGGGUGCCAAAGCAGUUGAAGGAGUGAGCGAGCAAACCACCGGCACCAGAGAAGAUUUUGGUGUUUAUGCGGCACAGCUGGUCCCAGCAAGCCCGACCGAUUCGGGAGAAACGGAUGUGGUUAUGUCCCCUGCUUCAGAUACAACCAAUACAACCCCAACACCGACAACGAAUUUAUCGACUCAAACAGCAGCGACAACAACAACAACUCCAAUAGCCACCAGCAUUCUCGAACAACUGUUUGACAGUUCGUAG
Messenger RNA from Echinostoma caproni, 738 nucleotides. The record is from the annotation of a GenBank genome assembly. Lineage: Eukaryota; Metazoa; Platyhelminthes; Trematoda; Plagiorchiida; Echinostomatidae.